Messenger RNA from Dentiscutata erythropus, 999 nucleotides. NCBI's taxonomy places the organism in Eukaryota, Fungi, Glomeromycota, Glomeromycetes, Diversisporales, Gigasporaceae. The record is from the annotation of a GenBank genome assembly.
AUGGAGCAUUCACUUAUCAUAGAUCGAGCGCUCUCUAAAAUCGAGGGAAACAUUAAUAAAGCUGUGGAGUCAAUAGAAAAAGCUAGUACUACACUCCUUAAAUGCCAUAAUGAAGAUGUCUCAUCUGUAGAAGAUUUUACCAAACUUCGACGUUCAGUAACUACAUCAGCGAAGAUAUACUGUAAUUAUGUCAUGCCUUUUUCUGGACUAGUUAUUCAAAAUAUGAAAUUAUUUCUCGAUGACUACACAAAUUUUUCUCUUGAGGAAUUUGAAAAGCAUAUUUAUGACAAAAAAGAUAAAGCUGAACAGUAUGGAAAAGUGUGUAAUUUUACUCUGGAUCUUCAUCAAAAUCUUCUUACUGAUUUUAUUAAAACACACAAUAUGGCGAUUGAAGCUUACAACACAUUAAAAUUAAAAUGUGAAGAACUUAAAGAAGAAAAGGAUAAGCUUAAGCGUAAACAUGAUAUAGCAGCUGGCUUUGCUAUUGGUUUGGCUUUAAUUCCUUAUGUUAAUUUGGUUGCUUCACCAUUGGCUGGUUACAAGGCACAUAAAUAUAAAAAGAAAGCAAUCGAUAAGAAAGAGGAAUCUUUUCUUGCAGCUGAAGCGGCCCAAGGUAUUAAAGAUUAUUUAAUGGAUUCCAUUCACAAUUAUAUUGCUGCUAUGAAGGAGAUUUCAGGAUUUUUCAAAGUAAUAGAAGCAGAUUUAUGCUCACUUGUUGAGCAUCAUGAACAUGAUAAAAUCAAAAAGCACUAUCUUAAAGUUAAAGCAAUAUCAAGCCGUAUUAGCAAAUCUUGCGACUCAUACACAAGAAGUAUACCUGAAUGCGAGGCCAGUCUACAAGCAAUUAAUAAUGGUUAUGAUAAAAAUUACGUUCAAGAAUGGAUUAGAAUGGCAAAAAAUAAAAAAGGGCAAAAUUUGCUUGGAAUGGGUAAAAAGUUAUCUCAACAUAAUGAUAAGUUAGUUGAUAUUUUUAAUAAUAUGGGUAUCACGUUUAUUUAG